This is a messenger RNA of Monoraphidium neglectum, 501 nucleotides long. RefSeq lists its product as hypothetical. The transcript has 2 exons. The coding region runs from base 1 to 501 and encodes 166 amino acids. The record is from RefSeq and is a predicted model, not a curated record. NCBI's taxonomy places the organism in Eukaryota, Viridiplantae, Chlorophyta, Chlorophyceae, Sphaeropleales, Selenastraceae.
AUGGGGACCGCUGCCCCUGACAAUCGGUCAUGUGGGAUCCCAGCCAGACGUUUCGGGACUGGAAAUAAGCAGCAGCGCACGCGCCAUCGUGGCCGACCUGCGCACUCCUGUCUGCCAACCAAGUUCACCAAUGAUCUCAAGACCCUGCAGGCCAAGCACCUGGGCGCCACCCUCACCUACCUCGCCCCCGCCAACUCGCUGCAGCUCUUCAGCGUCUCCAUCGACGUCAACGACCCCAACGCGCCGCCGGCGCCGGCCACCAGCACCGCCCCCAACGCGGCCAACGCGGCCAAGCCCAGCACCGCCCCCAACGCGGCCAACGCGGCCAAGCCCAGCACCGCCCCCAACGCGGCCAACGCGGCCAAGCCCAGCACCGCCCCCAACGCGGCCAACGCGGCCAAGCCCAGCACCGCCCCCAACGCGGCCAACGCGGCCCAGCUGAACGCUCGCAACCUCCCAAUUUACACGGCGGACGGGACCCCCAAGCCCACUACUCCUUGA